Molecule: messenger RNA, 258 nt
Organism: Cylicostephanus goldi
Lineage: Eukaryota; Metazoa; Nematoda; Chromadorea; Rhabditida; Strongylidae
Source: the annotation of a GenBank genome assembly
AUGGCUGCUGUCUACUUCACAUUUGUCACAAAUCAACUAGACGAAGAUGUAGAACCAUGGCGAACAUGGAGUGGAGCAUGCUUUGGUGCAGUAGCAAAAAAGGGUUACGGUAUUUGCUACCGAUUUGGAGGUAAUCACUCUAUUCUGGCCCAUAUAAGCAGCUACAAAUCAGCUGAGAAUACGAGCUCUGCCAAAUUCCGCAGUCACCUUGAAGAAGCCUUCCGAGAAAUGGCAGAACUUUUUGGUGGCGCCAGCUGA